Molecule: messenger RNA, 820 nt
Organism: Nymphalis io (European peacock)
Lineage: Eukaryota; Metazoa; Arthropoda; Insecta; Lepidoptera; Nymphalidae
Product: serine protease 33-like
Exons: 8
Coding region: 277-792 (171 amino acids)
Biological process (GO): proteolysis
Molecular function (GO): serine-type endopeptidase activity
Source: RefSeq, a predicted model, not a curated record
UCUAACUGGUUUGUUGAAAUCAAUGUUACAAACUGUCACAAAACGUCACAGCAGUCGCCAUGUGACGCGUCAAUAGGAUCAGAUUUACAAGAAGGUAUUAUUGGUGAAACGAAAACUUUCCCUUGGCUUGGAGUAUUACGUUUUCAUAUCCACGAGGAAGAUUCCCUUAAAGUAGCACUAACUGGAAUAGUUCUGGUAAAGAACAAUUAUUGUAUAACAAACGCUGACGAUCUUGCCAAGAUAUCUCAUUCAAAGUUUACGAGAGAAAGUAAAGUUAUGUUUAUUAUAAAAGAUAAUGAGACAUGGUCGAGUGGAGUCAUGAGUUACACGAUCCAUCCUGAAUAUGAGUUUGCCACCUACAAUACUAUAGCUUUGGUAGAAUUGGCGGAGCAUUACCAAGAUGAAUUAAAACCUAUUUGCUGGCCUCAAUAUAGUUACAAUACAUCAAAUAAUUUGUUUGCAGUGGGAUAUACUGACGAAAAUAAAUUUCUGGAGAAAUUAAUUUAUAAAUUAGAAUAUGUUGACCAGCCGCUUUGUAAUGAGUUCUAUAAUCGCAUCGGGUUUAAAAACAAUCUUUAUAUACCCUCACACUACUUUUGUGCAUUUGCUAAGAAUAAUAAGAAAAACUGUGUAUGGGAAAAUGGGAUGGCACUCGUUUCAAAUACAACAGGACCUUGGGUUUUAAUUGGUUUCGGAAUCAAAGGGCCCGGAUGUGCUGGCCCGAGUCGCUUCAUAGAUAUAUUGAAGUUCCAACCCUGGAUUGAAGCGUCGACUGAUAACACAUUUUACUAAAUAAAAUGAAACUCAUUGUAAAUAUCUA